Messenger RNA from Caenorhabditis bovis, 342 nucleotides. NCBI's taxonomy places the organism in Eukaryota, Metazoa, Nematoda, Chromadorea, Rhabditida, Rhabditidae. The record is from the annotation of a GenBank genome assembly.
AUGCAUCAAAUGGUACACGCCCAUUUUGACACCUUCGACGACUAUAUAAGACUGGUUCAUUACAGAUCACCUGGUGCUUGCACCAAUCGCCCAAAACGGCCAUUCAUUACCAGACUCCGAACACCUUCUGGUCAUGACAGCCUUUUUGGGAGAUCACCUGGUGCUUGCACCAAUCGCCCAAAACGGCCAUUCAUUACCAGACUCCGAACACCUUCUGGUCAUGACAGCCUUUUUGGGAGAUCACCUGGUGCUUGCACCAAUCGCCCAAAACGGCCAUUCAUUACCAGACUCCGAACACCUUCUGGUCACGACAGCCUUUUUGGGAGAUCACGUGGUGCUUAA